UGCUAUAUAUGUAGUGCAAGCUUUCAGUUCUGUCACAUGAAAUACAACAUGGUAUUGUUUAAAAACAGCAAAGCCAUUCUCUGUCGAGCUACAAGCCAAGAUGUCGUCCUUCCAAAAUGAUCGUAAAAUUGAGACAAAUAGUGAAGUAACUGAGCAAGCAGCGCUAGCAAUGGGAGUCCUGGGAGUGAUCUGUCUAGCUCUGAGUAUAGUUGGACUAAUAGCAGAGCUAGUAUUUGUUUGCAAGAAGAAGAACAACUUUCUAUUAAGGCUCUACAUCUAUUUGUCUGUGGCUGUCCUCCUUGUUCAUGACACUGAGACACUAUAUUUGAUCAUUGUGUCCAAUCCACAAAAUGGCUGGCUAUGUGAACUUAUAGAGAUUUUGGCAAAUUAUCCUGCAAUGGUCGAAUUUUUGUUCAUAAUCUCCAUCAACUGUGUUCUACUGUACAAGGUCUACACCAGUGUACGGAGGUCAUGUUAUCACUGCCACGGAUCUAAAGAAACCGAGGUUAUAUUCGUGGCAGCACAUUUUUUUAUCCCAUUCAUUAUUGUCGGUGUUCUACUGUGGGCUAUGGGAGAUCCAAAUUCUAGCGAAUGCCACAUAAGUAGUGACAUUUACACUUACAGAAAUUCUGAAGUUGUAUUUAAGAUAACUACAGAGUGGAUCCCCGUGGCUAUAGAGAUACCACUGAGUAUACUAUGCAUCUGUACGCUAACAGUAUGGUUGUGUUGGUUGCUAAGGAAACAUUUUCUGAGAGCUCGUAUGAAAACCAUCUUGAAGGAAAUUGGACUGUUGCUAGGUUUCCUAUCAAGUUAUUGUAUAAUACGAAUUGUCAUUGAAAUAUUAAACAUAAUUGAAGGGGAGCAAAUUUCAGUCAUAACAAUAAUAACAUGUGCCCUCUAUCCGAUAAAUCGAGCUACUAUUCCACUAUCGUUCAUCAUCUAUGUUUGCUUUGUCUACUUCUGCCCCCAAAGAUCUGACCAGAAUACCAACCCCCCCACGGACCAACACACCCAUCCCCCCUCAACCAGGAUCAGUAUUCCAAGCAACACUGCCGAUCGUGCCCUAAACUUCCUGAGUAAGAGUGAACUUAUUAGCAGUAGCCAUAAGAACAGUACGAGAGGUCCCACGGAAACAACUGCUCCUGCUGCUGAAUUAACUGGCACUAACAAUGUUUGUGAGUGAAAGUGCUUUACUCAAUAUAAGCUGAUAAGUAUAAAUCCAUGCAUGCUAUGUAUUGUAUUGUAUUGUAGAAUCUUUAGUAUUACCUUAAGGUGACAUAUUUUUGCGUGUAUUAAUUUCUGCUAUUUCUGCAAA
Halichondria panicea is the source of this 1315-nucleotide messenger RNA. RefSeq lists its product as uncharacterized. The record is from RefSeq and is a predicted model, not a curated record. The transcript has a single exon. The coding region runs from base 101 to 1183 and encodes 360 amino acids. NCBI's taxonomy places the organism in Eukaryota, Metazoa, Porifera, Demospongiae, Suberitida, Halichondriidae.